Messenger RNA from Nicotiana tabacum (common tobacco), 2383 nucleotides. Its product is annotated as dihydropyrimidinase. The record is from RefSeq and is a predicted model, not a curated record. Lineage: Eukaryota; Viridiplantae; Streptophyta; Magnoliopsida; Solanales; Solanaceae. Gene Ontology annotation, cellular component: cytoplasm; cytosol. Gene Ontology annotation, biological process: pyrimidine nucleobase catabolic process. Gene Ontology annotation, molecular function: dihydropyrimidinase activity.
AUUUCGCUAAGGGCCUUCGUACUUUUAAUAUGGUAUAAAUAUGCGAGAUUAAUAAUACUCAGUAUGGCUAAUAUUAAUAUUAGAUAUCCUAUAUUGUAUGAAGUUUAAGAUAAUAUUUAAAUUGAAUUAUAAAUCAUACCGGUAUUAGCUAUAGUGAGAAAAAAAAUGACAAUCAAACAAAUGAUAAAUGAUCUCUCACAUUGUAAAGUAUUUUCGUAUUAGUAUUAGUGCAAUUUUACUUGCAAUUAGAUUUUAAAUUAUGUAAUAGCUGUGACAUUCUACACAUACAAGUUAAUUUUAUAACCUAUCUUACAUUAUCCUAAAAGUAGUUUCUUAUUUAUUAUUCCAAAAAAGUUAGAAGAUUUCAGAUGCCCAGAAUUUACUUUACAAAACUCUCUGUAGUAGCGACACGUAAAGCAGCAUUUCAGGAAUGCGACUUAUAAAAAGCAAUCGUUAAAUGUGACGUAUAAAAUCAUUUAGUUAAUGCAAAUUAUAAGUCGCAUUUAUUAUUUGGCAUUUAUAUAUUAACAUUUCCGACUCUAUAGGUUUAACAUUUCUAGCUCUAUAGGGAACUGAAAGUCAAUGGAGUUUUGUCACAGAGUUCAGUUAUUGAUUCCUUUGGUUUAUGUGAUUGCUCUUUUUUCCACAAUUUUCGCUGUUGUUUCUGCAUCCAACGAGUUUUGUGAUGCCACAUUUGUUUAUGGAGAUUCUGGGUGCAAUAUUCCACCGUCAGUUUCAUCAAAGAUACUGAUAAAAGGAGGAACAGUAGUGAAUGCUCAUCAUAAGGAGGCUGCUGAUGUGUAUAUAGAAGAUGGAAUAAUCGUGGCAGUGCAGCCGAACAUUAAGGUUGGUGAUGAUACCAGAGUCAUAGAUGCAACUGGAAAAUUUGUUAUGCCAGGAGGAAUUGAUCCUCAUACACACCUUGCUAUGGAAUUUAUGGGUUCUGAGACAAUUGAUGACUUCUUCAGUGGACAGGCGGCUGCAUUAGCUGGUGGAACAACAAUGCAUAUUGACUUUGUUAUUCCCGUAAAUGGAAGCUUAUCUGCAGGUUACAAAGCUUAUGUAGAGAAAGCAAAGAGGUCAUGCAUGGAUUAUGGUUUUCACAUGGCAAUUACAAAAUGGGAUGAAACUGUCUCAGAGGAUAUGGAAAUUAUGGUCAAGGAGAAAGGCAUCAACUCUUUCAAGUUUUUCCUUGCCUACAAAGGCUCUUUUAUGGUUAAUGAUGAGCUUCUGAUGGAGGGAUUGAAGAAAUGCAAGUCCCUUGGUGCCUUAGCUAUGGUUCAUGCAGAAAAUGGGGAUGCUGUAUUUGAAGGUCAAAAAAGAAUGAUUGAACUUGGUAUUACAGGUCCAGAGGGACAUGCAUUAUCAAGGCCUCCAGUGCUGGAGGGAGAGGCUACUGCUCGAGCUAUUCGUUUGGCUGGCUUUGUGAACACUCCACUGUAUGUUGUUCAUGUCAUGAGCAUUGACGCGAUGGAAGAAAUUGCCAGAGCUCGGAAGUCAGGUCAGAGAGUUAUUGGGGAGCCAGUAGUUUCAGGUUUAGUUCUUAAUGAUUCAGUACUUUGGGACCCUGACUUCCAUUUUGCAGCUAGGUAUGUCAUGAGCCCACCAAUCAGAGCACCAGGUCAUGGAACAGCUCUUCAAGGAGCUCUUGCAACGGGGCUUCUGCAGCUGGUAGGAACUGAUCACUGUACCUUCAACUCAACUCAGAAAGCCCUAGGAAUUGGUGAUUUCCGGAAAAUACCAAAUGGUGUUAAUGGUAUGGAGGAAAGGAUGCAUUUGGUUUGGGAUACUAUGGUGGCAUCUGGUCAAAUAUCUGUCACUGAUUAUGUUCGCAUAACAAGCACUGAAUGUGCUCGGAUUUUCAAUAUCUAUCCAAGGAAGGGAGCAGUACUACUUGGGUCUGAUGCAGAUAUAAUCAUAUUAAAUCCAAAUUCGAGCUUCGAGAUUAGUUCAAAGUCACACCAUUAUAGAACAGAUACCAAUGUCUAUGAGGGUUGGAGAGGCAAGGGAAAGGUUGAAGUUACAAUUGCAGGAGGAAGGAUUGUUUGGGAAAAUGAUGAGCUGAAAGUUGUUCCUGGUGCUGGCAAGUACAUUGAAAUGCCACCUUUUAGUUAUCUCUUUGACGGGAUAGACAAGGAAGACGCAAAGUACCUGUCUUCCUUAAGAGCACCAGUAAAACGGUCAACAACUUGAUUUAGCAGGAAAAGAAAUGUGUUUCUAUUCACUUGUAAAUACAGAACCAUAAGGACAUUUGCGCUCCUGCAGUUGUAGCUAGGCCAUUGGGCACAUAAUGUUAUUUAGUCAAAUUGAUGUUUAUUCCAUAAAGGAUAUUGUACAAUGUUGUAUAGCUGGAUUACUGAAUGGAGAUUAAGAUUUUACCUCA